UCAGCAGCUAUGAGAUGUUGCCACCGCAUCCAGGUAGAUGGAGUAUUACGGGGCGUUGUCCAAUUCAUCGCGAAAUCCGUAAUAGUGACAAAUAUUAUUAACAGUUCAACCCGAAUGCGUUUCUUCGUCAACAAAAUACUAACACGCUUUCUUUUGUAACUUUUCUUGUUAAGAUCCAGCUCAGAAAUUCACAUUUGACGAUCACAAACAAUUUUCCCUGUCUUCGACUGUCAACUCAUAGCUUGUUUCUUUACCUACCUCUGCGUAUUCACAAGCGAGACGAAAUGGAGCCUCAGCAGGAGUCCUUGGCCAACCAAGCCCCCGACUCUCAUGUAAAUCUUGUUGAUGGAUCUCAACAGGAUCAUGUCAUGACAUCUCCCCGAAUUGAAGCGUUUAGCUCUAAUGAACUACCGGAUAUGGAGGAUGACACGACGGGCAUAGAGUCUCAUAACUAUGUUGGCGAUGGCGAGACCCCAGCACCUGUCAUCAUGACAUCUCAGCCUUGUGCGACGGCCAACUCAAGUGAUCUACCAGCUGUGAGUAAUUAUACUAUAAAUGAAGAGAUAGAGAUGGAGGAUGCUGCUCCGCUUCGAAAGACAUCCCAUAACAGCACAUCUCUGGCACCUAUCUUGCCUCGUUUCUCCAAUCCACCAGAGCACGAUGACAGCCAUGGCGACAAGAUGGAUUUGGAUAGCUAUAUCGCGGCCCAGAAAGACUGUGAUAAUACCGGAAGCUAUCCCACUACACCCCGGCAUCAACCGAAGAGCUUUCGAACACCAACACUUUCCCGCGUAUUGACUCCUCGACAAGUUGAACGGCACGGUGGCCAUGUCACCACUUCAACAGUCACCCAAGCAUCCACGUUCUGCAACCCCAGCAUAGGCGAAGGAAUCCCCAGUGCACCGAAACGACGUUGGUCUCCCUCGCUUCUGGAUGACUUAGCCGAUCAGCUGGACGCCUCAGUCCCAACGGACAUCCAACGCGAAUAUGUCUUCUCUAACCUAAUCGACAAGCUAACACGGGCCUGGAGAGAUGUCCUCGAGCUCUACGGGAUGCGUCUUGGACUCACAGAAGCCUUCAACACGCCCUUCGUCCCUGACGUCGACACGAUCCGAGAAAACGCCAUGCGCUGGUGGGCACCUCUCGACGAAAUCGCCGACGCAACUGAGUCAGAGCUGCUAGAGCAGUGGCAACACCGCUGCAGACGAGUGAUACGUAGAUACCAAACCGACAUGCGACGCGACCUCGUCGCAGAAGCCCGAGCCAAAGCCCGUGGCAUCAGAGACCAAGUCCUAGCUUCUGCUGCCUUGAUCCGAGACCAGCCGACAUCUAACCCGGAUUCCCCGCGCACACCAGCUCGUCUUCGGAUCCCCUCCACUCCAGCUUCUCGCUCUCAUAUGUUUGCCCUCCCGCUCUCCCUCCCCAAUACCCCCGAUAGCAAAAAACGGCCUGCGCCGCUCGAUGUCGAUGCGUUGCGCUCGCAUAUCGAGGGUCUUAGUCUUGGCGGGGUGAGGGCUAAUGAUGGUAACGGCUUUGAUAAUCCACGUACACCGACGAGCACCAAACGGUUCAAGCGAAAUGGCUUGGAUGCAUCAGUGUCGAGGGAGCCGUUGGCGCUGCCGAAGGGAUUGACUACGCCGGCGCGGAGACGAGUUGGGUUCCGUGAGAUACCGCCGUUAACACCGACAAGGCCGUGGCGGAGAGCGAGGGUGCCGACGCCGAGGGCUGUUGAUGAGGGGGAGGAAGAUGUGGAUAUGGAGGGGGAGGCUGAGGGGCAGGUUGUGGGACAUAUUGGACCGUAUCCUGUGAUGGAACCGCCGAGUCAGGUGGAGGUUGAGGAUGAGGCUGAGGCUGGGACUGAUUCUGGGGCUGAAGCUGAUGUUUCCGGUGAGGGAGAUGAUGAAGAGGAGGAGGAGGGGGGAGAUGAAGAGGAGAGUGUAGAUGGGGAUGGAGAUGAGGACGAGGAUAUGGAGGACGGCGAUGAUGUGUUUACCUCGUGUAAAUGAUCGCUUUGCUACAUACACACCUGAGAUCGGGCUAGUUCAGUGGCGUCAUAGGCAGAGAGGGGGUUUCCGUUUGUAUUUUCUUUUUACG
Molecule: messenger RNA, 2094 nt
Organism: Annulohypoxylon maeteangense
Lineage: Eukaryota; Fungi; Ascomycota; Sordariomycetes; Xylariales; Hypoxylaceae
Exons: 1
Coding region: 285-2006 (573 amino acids)
Source: RefSeq, a predicted model, not a curated record